GCCCCGGGCACGCCCCGCCGCUUCUUCAGCGCUCUCGGACAGCUGGCGCUCUCCAGCUCCGGGCCCGCUUUGCCAAGAUGUGACUCUGUUAGCCCGCUUCAGUAUCCGGCAGGAGCUGACCCGGUCGCAGGCAUCGCCUUGCCCUGUGGCUUAGGACUCCGCUCCCUCCCGGCCUCCAACAUCUCUGUCAUUGCCUGCAUUCCUGCAAAGUGAGAGGGAAUUCUGUGGCGUCAGGGCACUGGGCUACAGCUCCAGCAUGGACAGGGAAAUGAGCCCCAAAGGCUUCCCCAAGCUGAAGAACGACACGUUCCUGCGGGCGGCGCGCGGGGAGGAGACAGAGUACACCCCGGUGUGGUGUAUGCGGCAGGCGGGGCGGUUCCUGCCAGAGUUUCACGAGAUACGGGGGUCACAGGAUUUCUUUGCCACUUGCCGGAGCCCCAAACUGUGCUGUGAGCUGACACUGCAGCCACUAAGACGAUUCCCCCUGGAUGCUGCCAUCAUCUUCUCUGACAUCUUGGUGGUGCCCCAGGCGCUGGGCAUGGAGGUUGUUAUGGUCUCUGGCAAAGGACCCGUGUUCACAGAGCCUCUGAAGGAAGUGGAGGAUCUGCUGAAACUGCGACAGAAGGUGGAUGUCACCGCAGAGCUGGGUUAUGUCUUCCAGGCCAUCACGCUGACACGACACAGCCUGGAGGGCAAGGUGCCCCUCAUUGGCUUCUCGGGAGCACCAUGGACACUCAUGUCCUACAUGAUUGAAGGUGGUGGCUCCACUACAAUGGCCAAGGCCAAGAGCUGGCUCUACCGUCACCCUGAGGCAAGCCACCGGCUGCUACGGCUGCUGGCCAACGUCAUCAUUGACUACCUGGUGGGACAGGUGGCUGCUGGAGCACAGGCACUCCAGCUGUUUGAGUCCCAUGCAGGGCACCUGGGCCCGCAGCUGUUUCAGGACUUUGCCCUGCCUUACAUCCGAGACAUUGCCCAGGCUGUCAAGAGCAGGCUGAAGGAGGAGGCACUGCCCGUGGUGCCCAUGAUCAUCUUUGCCAAGGAUGCGCACUACGCCCUGCGCGACCUGGCCCACGCCGGUUACGAGGUCGUUGGUCUCGACUGGACCAUCCGGCCCCAGGAAGCUCGUGCACAGGUAGGAAAAGAUGUCAGCCUGCAAGGGAACCUGGAUCCAUGUGCUCUCUAUGCACCCAAGGAGAAGAUUGGCGAGCUGGUGAAGAAGAUGCUGGAGAGUUUUGGGACCCAACGCUAUAUUGCCAACCUGGGCCACGGCAUCUACCCCGACAUGAACCCUGAACAUGUGGGUGCCUUUGUGGAAGCCGUGCAUGCUCAUUCCCGUCAUAUCAACAAGCACAGCUGACCCUGGGGUCUUGGGGACAGGACUCUGGUUUAGGCACAGUCACCUGUUGUCACAGGGCUCACUCCAGGCUGGGCUGCAGCAUUAAACCAGGACCUUCUCUGCA
This is a messenger RNA of Oenanthe melanoleuca, 1463 nucleotides long. RefSeq names its product uroporphyrinogen decarboxylase (gene UROD). The record is from RefSeq and is a predicted model, not a curated record. Gene Ontology annotation, molecular function: uroporphyrinogen decarboxylase activity. Bases 257 to 1360 code for a protein of 367 amino acids. Gene Ontology annotation, biological process: heme biosynthetic process. Lineage: Eukaryota; Metazoa; Chordata; Aves; Passeriformes; Muscicapidae. The transcript has 10 exons. Gene Ontology annotation, cellular component: cytosol.